GCCUCUGACACCAGCACAAACCUGGAGACUACUACUAGUAUUGGAGUCCCCUCCAUUUCCACCUCCCUUGCCACUGAAGCGAGAGCUCUCGGAGCCGUCGUCCUCUGUCUCUCAUCCUUCUUCGUUGUUGAGCAAAGCGGGCUCGAGGAGGAGAUGAUGCUGAGCGGGCACGGCGGCGGGAGGCGCCUGUUCACGGCGUCGCAGUGGCAGGAGCUGGAGCACCAGGCGCUCAUCUUCAAAUACAUGGCCUCCGGCGCGCCCGUGCCGCACGACCUCGUCCUGCCGCUCCGCCUCGCCACCGGCGUCGACACCGCGCCCUCCCUCGCCUUCCCGCCCCAGCCUUCGCCGUCGCUGGCGUACUGGGGCUGCUAUGGCGCGGGGGCGCCGUUCGGCCGCAAGGCGGAGGACCCGGAGCCCGGGCGGUGCCGGCGGACGGACGGCAAGAAGUGGCGAUGCUCCAGGGAGGCCCACGGAGACUCCAAGUACUGCGAGAAGCACAUCCACCGCGGGAAGAGCCGUUCAAGAAAGCCUGUGGAAGUGACCUCCCCCGCCGCCUACCGCCCGUCCGCGUUCUCCAUCUCGCCGCCUCGCGCGGCCGACGCGCCGCCGCCGCCGCCGGGCCUCGGCCACCCGCAGCAGCAGCAUCUCCGCCACGGCGCUCUCUCUCCAGCAGGCCGCGCCCACGCCGCUGGCGCUCUCCAGCUCCACCUCGACUCGAGCCUGCACGCGGCGUCGCCGCCGCCGUCCUACCACAGGUACGCCCACUCCCACGCUCACUACACGCCGCCGCCGCCGCCGUCGCUCUACGACUACGGGCAGUCCAAGGAGCUUCGGGAGGCGGCGGAGCUCAGGCGGCGGCACUUCCACGCGCUCGGGGCCGACCUGAGCCUCGACAAGCCGCUGGCCGACGCCGGGGCCGCGGAGAAGCCCCUGCGGCGUUUCUUCGACGAGUGGCCGCGGGAGAGAGGCGACACGAGGCCGUCGUGGGCGGGGGCGGAGGACGCGACGCAGCUCUCCAUCUCCAUCCCCGCGGCUUCGCCCUCCUCUGACCACGCUGCCUCUGCCGCCGCGCGAUGCCACAACGAUGGGAGUGAUCGGUGCAUCUCCUAGCUGCAACUGCAAUGCAAGCCUGCAACCGCGUGGAUUGUUGUUGAUUGGUGUAGUUUCCUAGCUGCAAUUCAAGCCUGCAACAGCGAGCAGUGAGCAGCAAAUGCGUGGGGAGGGCACGCAGCUCAGGCUGAUGCGCAAAAUCCGAAGCGAGUCAAGCAGCAAUAGGACUCUAGGUCUAUGAUUUGAUCUUCCUUUGUAGCAGUACGUUACCAAAAUGUUAGCUCGUUGUUGUUCGGUGUGACAUUUUCGUUCAGGUUGCUCC
Zea mays is the source of this 1372-nucleotide messenger RNA. RefSeq lists its product as uncharacterized. Gene Ontology annotation, cellular component: nucleus. Lineage: Eukaryota; Viridiplantae; Streptophyta; Magnoliopsida; Poales; Poaceae. The record is from RefSeq and is marked provisional. Gene Ontology annotation, molecular function: ATP binding. Gene Ontology annotation, biological process: DNA-templated transcription; developmental process; regulation of DNA-templated transcription.